Messenger RNA from Closterium sp. Yama58-4, 780 nucleotides. Lineage: Eukaryota; Viridiplantae; Streptophyta; Zygnematophyceae; Desmidiales; Closteriaceae. The record is from the annotation of a GenBank genome assembly.
CGCCACAACUUCCUGACAGAGGGCCCGGUCGGCAUCCUUCGGCAGCUAGCGGUGCUACGAGACGUGGUGGCGCUGGUGGACCCCGAGCUGGCCUCCCACCUGGAGGAGCUGGGCGCCGACAACUUCAUGUUCGCCUUCCGCAUGCUGCUCGUGCUCUUUAGGAGGGAGCUACCGUUGCUGGAUGUGAUUGUGAUGUGGGAGAUGAUGUGGGCAGCGGACUAUGAUCCGCGCAUGGCAGCAGUGCUGCUGCAUCAUCCCCCCGAAGGCCUCUCCCUGGCAGCCGAGCCCCUCACCUGGUCCGCAGGGCUUCCCCCUCUCCAGCCCCCCUCCUCCGCCCCUGACCCCUCCCCCACACACCCCGCGCACUCCUCCCUCCCCCCGACUCACCCCGACCCCUCCCCCUUCCCCGCCAUGCCCCCCAUCCCCCCGUCCCUCCCCCCGGUGCUCGCCCUGGGGCUGGGAAAGCGGUCUGGGCGCAAGGGGGGGAGCAUGGCGGGGGCCAUGGGGGGAGUUGCGGGGGCGGAUGGACUGGGGGGGAGGGGGAUGUCGCGGUGGGGGGAGGCGCGGGUGGGGGAUGAGGACCUAGCAGUGUUCUGUGUGGCGGCCAUUCUGAGAGCCAACAGGAAGAGACUGCUGCAGGUGGAGGGCUCAGAUGAAGCCAUCAAGAUGUUCAACGAUGUGGAGCUGGUGCUGGAUGUGGCGUCGUGUGUGCACCUCGCUAUCAAGAUCCGAGCCAAGUACUGCAAGAAGUCUAAUCGAGCCAGUCGUGUGUUGCGGUAG